CGGAGCCCCCAGCCCGGCACCUCCCCCGCCCCGCACUGGCCAUUGGCUUGUCCUGGUCUCUUUUUCAUGUCCAGCCCCUGAUGUGUGUCCAUUGGUGUGAGCUUCCCCUUCCCUCCUCCCCUUCUCUCCUGCUCGCCCUGCCCAUGUUUUGUGUGUCUCUGUCCAUCCAGACUCCUGACGUUCAAGUUCGCAGGGACGUCACGUCCGCACUUGAACUUGCAGCUCAGGGGGGCUUUUGCCAUUUUUUUCAUCUCUCUCUCUCUCUCUCCCCCUCUAUCUCUCCUCUCUCUCUCUUUUUUUUUUUUUUUGGUUAAAAAAAAAAAAAAACCAUGACGGCUCUCCCACAAUUCAUCUUCCCUGCGCCAUCUUUGUAUUAUUUCUAAUUUAUUUUGGAUGUCAAAAGGCACUGAUGAAGAUAUUUUCUCUGGAGUCUCCUUCUUUCUAACCCGGCUCUCCCGAUGUGAACCGAGCCGUCGUCCGCCCGCCGCCGCCGCCGCCGCCUCCCGCCCGCCCCGCAGCCCACCAUGUCUCGCCGCAAGCAAGGCAAACCCCAGCACUUAAGCAAACGGGAAUUCUCGCCCGAGCCUCUUGAAGCCAUUCUUACAGAUGAUGAACCGGACCACGGACCUUUGGGAGCCCCAGAAGGGGACCACGACCUCCUCACGUGUGGGCAGUGCCAGAUGAACUUCCCGUUGGGGGACAUUCUCAUUUUUAUCGAGCACAAACGGAAACAAUGCAAUGGCAGCCUCUGCUUAGAAAAAGCUGUGGAUAAGCCACCUUCCCCUUCACCAAUCGAGAUGAAAAAAGCAUCCAAUCCCGUGGAGGUUGGCAUCCAGGUCACGCCAGAGGAUGACGAUUGUUUAUCAACGUCAUCUAGAGGAAUUUGCCCCAAACAGGAACACAUAGCAGGUAAAGAUGAGCCCAGCAGCUACACAUGUACAACUUGCAAACAGCCAUUCACCAGUGCAUGGUUUCUCUUGCAACACGCACAGAACACUCAUGGAUUAAGAAUCUACUUAGAAAGCGAACACGGAAGUCCCCUGACCCCGCGGGUUGGUAUCCCUUCAGGACUAGGUGCAGAAUGUCCUUCCCAGCCACCUCUCCAUGGGAUUCAUAUUGCAGACAAUAACCCCUUUAACCUGCUAAGAAUACCAGGAUCAGUAUCCAGAGAGGCUUCCGGCCUGGCAGAAGGGCGCUUUCCACCCACUCCCCCCCUGUUUAGUCCACCACCGAGACAUCACUUGGACCCCCACCGCAUAGAGCGCCUGGGGGCGGAAGAGAUGGCCCUGGCCACCCAUCACCCGAGUGCCUUUGACAGGGUGCUGCGGUUGAAUCCAAUGGCUAUGGAGCCUCCCGCCAUGGAUUUCUCUAGGAGACUUAGAGAGCUGGCAGGGAACACGUCUAGCCCACCGCUGUCCCCCGGCCGGCCCAGCCCUAUGCAAAGGUUACUGCAACCAUUCCAGCCAGGUAGCAAGCCGCCCUUCCUGGCGACGCCCCCCCUCCCUCCUCUGCAAUCCGCCCCUCCUCCCUCCCAGCCCCCGGUCAAGUCCAAGUCGUGUGAGUUCUGCGGCAAGACGUUCAAAUUUCAGAGCAACCUGGUGGUGCACCGGCGCAGCCACACGGGCGAGAAGCCCUACAAGUGCAACCUGUGCGACCACGCAUGCACGCAGGCCAGCAAGCUGAAGCGCCACAUGAAGACGCACAUGCACAAGUCGUCCCCCAUGACGGUCAAGUCGGACGACGGCCUCUCCACCGCCAGCUCCCCGGAACCGGGCACCAGCGACCUGGUGGGCAGCGCCAGCAGCGCGCUCAAGUCCGUGGUGGCCAAGUUCAAGAGCGAGAACGACCCCAACCUGAUCCCGGAGAACGGGGACGAGGAGGACGAGGAGGACGACGAGGAAGAGGAGGAAGAGGAGGAAGAGGAGGAGGAGGAGCUGACGGAGAGCGAGAGGGUGGACUACGGCUUCGGGCUGAGCCUGGAGGCGGCGCGCCACCACGAGAACAGCUCGCGGGGCGCGGUGGUGGGCGUGGGCGACGAGGGCCGCCCCCUGCCGGACGUCAUGCAGGGCAUGGUGCUCAGCUCCAUGCAGCACUUCAGCGAGGCCUUCCACCAGGUCCUGGGCGAGAAGCAUAAACGCGGCCACCUGGCCGAGGCCGAGGGCCACAGGGACACUUGCGACGAAGACUCGGUGGCCGGCGAGUCGGACCGCAUAGACGAUGGCACUGUUAACGGCCGCGGCUGCUCCCCGGGUGAGUCGGCCUCGGGGGGUCUGUCCAAAAAGCUGCUGCUGGGCAGCCCCAGCUCGCUGAGCCCCUUCUCCAAGCGCAUCAAGCUCGAGAAGGAGUUCGACCUGCCUCCCGCCGCGAUGCCCAACACGGAGAACGUGUACUCGCAGUGGCUCGCCGGCUACGCAGCCUCCAGGCAGCUCAAAGAUCCCUUCCUGAGCUUCGGAGACUCCAGACAAUCGCCUUUCGCCUCCUCAUCGGAGCACUCCUCGGAGAACGGGAGCUUGCGCUUCUCCACGCCGCCCGGGGAGCUGGACGGAGGGAUCUCGGGGCGCAGCGGCACGGGAAGUGGAGGGAGCACGCCCCAUAUUAGUGGUCCGGGCCCGGGCAGGCCCAGCUCAAAAGAGGGCAGACGCAGCGACACUUGUGAGUACUGUGGGAAAGUCUUCAAGAACUGUAGCAAUCUCACUGUCCACAGGAGAAGCCACACGGGCGAAAGGCCUUAUAAGUGCGAGCUGUGCAACUAUGCCUGCGCCCAGAGUAGCAAGCUCACCAGGCACAUGAAAACGCAUGGCCAGGUUCUUCACACACCCCCAUUCGGCGUAGUGCCCAGAGAGCUCAAGAUGUGUGGCAGUUUUCGGAUGGAAGCUCGAGAACCCUUAAGUUCUGAGAAAAUUUGAACCCCCAGGGGCGGGGUGGACGUGAGCCGCCCAGCCGACAUCUGCGUGGUCUGUCAUCCUGCUAGUUUGUGAUGUUUUCUGACAGUAGCCUCCAAGAAGCCGUUGUGCGAAGACAGAGUCCUGCAGUGUCCUUCCUGCCCGGGCCUGCAGUGUCAUUUUAUUUAUAUUUUUUAAUAAAAAGUAAAAACAAAAAAACAGACCCACAUUGGAACAGUGAAUCAGUCCCCUAGAGAGGGUCUGUGGACCACCGCUGCCCCUCCGAGACCAGCCAACCCAAUUCCCUGUCUUGUGGAAAUGAGCAUGAGUUCCCCAAACCCCUUGUUUCUAUACAUUCUAUGUUGUCUUUUAAGAAGUGUGCUUAACAUUGACACAAUAAAUGUUGGAGCUUUA
Cervus elaphus (red deer) is the source of this 3296-nucleotide messenger RNA. RefSeq names its product BAF chromatin remodeling complex subunit BCL11A (gene BCL11A). Bases 525 to 2906 code for a protein of 793 amino acids. Gene Ontology annotation, molecular function: RNA polymerase II cis-regulatory region sequence-specific DNA binding; DNA-binding transcription factor activity. Lineage: Eukaryota; Metazoa; Chordata; Mammalia; Artiodactyla; Cervidae. Gene Ontology annotation, cellular component: nucleus. The transcript has 4 exons. Gene Ontology annotation, biological process: negative regulation of dendrite development; regulation of transcription by RNA polymerase II. The record is from RefSeq and is a predicted model, not a curated record.